Messenger RNA from Micropterus salmoides (largemouth bass), 980 nucleotides. RefSeq names its product olfactory receptor 2AT4-like. The record is from RefSeq and is a predicted model, not a curated record. Lineage: Eukaryota; Metazoa; Chordata; Actinopteri; Centrarchiformes; Centrarchidae. Gene Ontology annotation, biological process: G protein-coupled receptor signaling pathway. Gene Ontology annotation, cellular component: membrane. Gene Ontology annotation, molecular function: olfactory receptor activity; G protein-coupled receptor activity.
ACUACAUCAUGCCACAGGGAAAUCAUAGCACUGUGACUGAAUUUAUCCUCACUGGAUUCCCUGGACUUCAUCCGGAGUACCAAGGCUUUACCUCAUUUGUAUUGUUCUUAGUUUAUUUCUUAACUUUGACAGGCAAUGCUACAGUUCUUUUAUUUGCAACCGACCGCAGCCUUCAUAAACCAAUGUAUUAUAUAAUUUUAAAUCUGAGUGUAUGCGAUAUUCUCUUUAGCACAACCACCUUACCUAAGAUCAUCAGUAAGUAUUGGUUUCAGUCAGGCACCAUUUCAUUCACAGCUUGCUUUGUCCAAAUGUACUUUGUUCACUAUCUUGGAGCAGUGAAUUCCUUAAUUCUUUUUUUAAUGGCUUUAGAUAGGUAUUUGGCUAUCUGCCAUCCUCUGAGAUAUCCUCUUGUUCUUAAAACCUCCACCAUCCAAAUUCUCAGUAUUAGCGCAUGGGUUGUUGCCAAGGCCGGCCCUUUAAUGCUGGUUAUUAGGGCAUACCCUCUUUCUUAUUGUGCCUCAAACAUCAUCAACCAGUGCUACUGUGAUCAUAUUGGUAUAACAAUGCUGGCAUGCACUGACAGGGCCUCUUUUGGGUUUCCUGCUUUAGUAUUGGCAAUGGUUGCGCUGCUGGGACCUCUGGCAUUUAUAAUAUUCUCAUAUGGCUCUAUAAUUAUAACAGUACUUAAGAUAGCAAAUGUACAAGGUCGCCUAAAAUCUCUGUCCACAUGUAGUACUCAACUGAUUAUAAUCUCCCUUUAUUAUUUACCCAGAUGUUUUGUAUAUUUAGCCAGCAAUGUUGGCAUUACAUUUAGUGCUGAUGUGCGAAUAGUAAUUAUCAUGCUGUAUAGCCUUUGCCCCCCCAUGAUUAAUCCACUUAUAUACUGCUUAAGAGCUAAAGACAUGAGAGAAAGCUUGUGGAAGCAAUUCAACAGAAAGACCAUUCCACAAAAAUCACAAGUUUCGGCUAUUAGUAACUGA